AUGGCGAACAUAGCCCUACCGAAUUCUACCACCGAGACGCUCAAAAGAUUGGAUAUUGAAACCCUGGUCAAGAAAGUCCAGAACUUGAGCCACCUCGGCAUCGAAGAUAACAACAUCACCCUUCCCAAGAUCUGCGUUGUUGGUGACCAAAGCACUGGGAAAAGCUCUCUCAUCGAGAGCAUCUCCGGCAUCAAAGUACCACGAAGCACGGGUACAUGCACAAGAUGUCCCAUGGAAAUCAACUUGAGUGAGAGCGACGAAGAUGAAGAAUGGAAAUGUUCCAUUUACUUGUCAACUCGCUACUGGUACUUGCCUACCAUGAGAGCACGACAGAGAUUCCCUCGUAAGGGUCUUGGACCUUGGACUGAUUGCGGCAGUCGUCAACCCGAUGACUUGUUCGUUACUUUGACUGCGCGGGACAAGCACAAGGUCCAAGAUGCGAUCAAGUGGGCUCAGCUUGCGACUUUGAAUCCUGGCUCUGAUUUCAAUAACUACAAACCGGGCAAAAACGCCGACACCACUACCGCCGUCAAGUUCUCGCCAAAUGUCGUUCGCAUCGAUGUCUCAAGCCCAAACUUCCCUGCGCUCAGCUUCUAUGACCUGCCUGGGGUGAUCAACCAGUCAGAGCAGGACGAUGAAAAGUAUCUUGUUCCGCUUGUCGAGAACCUGGUCAAAUCCUACGUCUCACAAGAGAAUUGCAUUGUCCUGUUGACUUUGACCAUGACCGACGACCCUACCAAUUCGAGUGCCGCCCGACUUGUCGGAGAAGUUAAAGGCGCCAAAGAGCGUACUCUCGGCGUUCUUACGAAGCCCGACAAGCUUGAUGGUCGAGAGUCCUACCAGCAGUGGGAGGAUAUUCUGAAUGGCAGCAAGUUUAAACUCGGCCGAGGAUACUACGUAGUUCGCAACAACCCGGAUCCGUCUGUGAGCAAUGACCAGGCGCGAGAGGAAGAAGUACGGUUCUUCUCUACAAGUCUUUGGGUCAACUCUCUAAAGGCGUAUCAAGGCCGCUUUGGAGUCCCUAAUGUUGUGCAGGCGCUUUCAACCAUUCUGAAAGCGCAGAUCCAGACGUGCCUCCCGUCAAUCAUCAAUCAGAUUGAUGAGAAGGCCCGUCGGAUCGACGAAGAACUUGCCACUUUUCCGGCUCCCCUAGCCAACAAUGUCCAAGGGACAUUGAUCAAGAAAAUAAUCCAACUCGGCAUGCGCAUCAAAAACUUAUUCGGAAGCGACCCAGAUACAAAUGUGUUCAGGCGCACCCAAAAAGAAUUAGAGCUGGACUUCGAGACAAUUUUGCGCAUUACGCGACCCCGCUUGAAAACCAGUGCCGUCUCCGACGAGCAUAUCUUGAAAGAGAGAGUCGACGCGGAUUGCGAACUCAUGUUUGCUUCCACCCCCCGCAAGAAGCGUGCCGGGACGUUCGACUCCGAGGCCACGGUCCGAUCACCCACCGUUGUCAAAGCAGAUAAAAGUGACGAUGGAGACAAGUAUUUUAAGACGAGGGCUUUCUCCAGUCAUGUUGCAAGCGGCCAUAUUUUCUCUCUUGAACAUGUGCGGGAGAUUCGUCUAGAUAGCCAAAGUGGUGGUAUACCAAACCACGUUGACACGCGAGCAGCUGAUUUCAUGGCUCGGUUGAGUAUCCAACAUUGGAGCAAUGUCGCCCAUGUUUUCGUGACGGCACUCCACGACCAUGUUGAAGAAGUCUUGACAGCAGCUCUAGAUGAUGAGCUCAGUCAGUACAAGCAGACCGAACUAUAUCGUGAAGUGCAGACGCUCAUUCAGCAGUUCAUGUACGAUGUUCGGACAGAGCAGCUCUGCGACAUCAUGAAGUUUUUCAAUAUCCAGUAUGAGCAACCAUUCACUAUUGAAGAAGGCGAGCAUGAAGCGAAGGCAGGUGAGGCCCUCAAAAGUUUACAGAAGUCCCGGACCGACGCUCGUAUAAAAUGCUGGCUCCGGCUCAGUGGGCAGCCGGCCGAUGAGCAAAGCGCCGUCAAGAGUAUCAACGAAACCAAGCUGGGGCGCGAUCCGUUCCAUCACGAGAUUAAUAUGGUUGCCAAAUGUCGUGGAUACUACGAGAUCGCCCGGGGACGGUUCUUGGAUGUAGUGUGUCAGAUGGUCCGAUACACCAUCCAUAGCAAGUUCCGGGACGAGCUGGACAAGAAGCUUCUUCGAGACUUCACCGAUCAGCCUCCAGAACGCUGUGCACAGCUUAUGGCGGAAGACCCCCAGCGCGAGGCGCUUCGUUACAGCCUGAUCGAGCAACGCGAGAAGUUGCACAAAGCCCAAGGCUGGCUUGCAGCGAUCCGUGGGGAGGAAAAUGAGCAAUUCGACGAUAUCGAGGAUCUUAUGGUUAAAUCAGAGAUGGUCAUAGAUGUGGAUACAGACACCAGAAUGGAUGAGUGGAAUGACGAUGAAGAUUCAAUUUUUGUGCAAGGGUAA
Messenger RNA from Penicillium chermesinum, 2436 nucleotides. Its product is annotated as putative dynamin GTPase. The coding region runs from base 1 to 2436 and encodes 811 amino acids. The transcript is spliced from 2 exons. Gene Ontology annotation, cellular component: membrane; microtubule; cytoplasm. Gene Ontology annotation, molecular function: GTPase activity; GTP binding; microtubule binding. Lineage: Eukaryota; Fungi; Ascomycota; Eurotiomycetes; Eurotiales; Aspergillaceae. The record is from RefSeq and is a predicted model, not a curated record.